AUGGCGCGAGGCGUACGUGGAAUCUGUAUAAUAGCACUGUGGACUCUUGCCUUCCACCUGGGCGCCAUUUGGCCUCCGGUGGCAUCCCUGCCGGAGAGGCACUAUGUGAACAUCGGCGCUGAGCACCCGAGCGCCGCAAUCACGGUCGAUGGCCUAGGAGAGCCGGGGGACUACCAUGGCGCGGAGAGGCCCAGGCCUCCCGGGAAGAUGAUGCUCCAGAACCAGACCAAGAUGCGAAACAACCUCGAGAGGGAGAACCUCACCGGCAUGAAAGUGAUCGAGGGGUUCUGCAUCGACGGGAUGCACUGCUGGCCGAUGAAGGUGUUCGCCGUCACCAUGUUGGUGUUGCACUUAAUAUGCUGCUUUGCAGCGCUCUACGUGUCUGCCAACCUUUACUCCAGCGGCCUGUCAAGCUCCACGUUCUACAGGAACGGCGGCGCCAUGAUGAUCAUCAUGGCAGCAGCCGGUGCGUGCUUGGGCGUCGCGCUGUCGCUGUUCCUCGGCUUCUGCAUGAUGAACACUUUGGCGUUCGCCGGGCCGAUGAUGUCGCUGUUCGUUGCUGCGGUGCUGAUGGGGAAACGCGGCGUCCUGCUCGGCUCGUUCGGCGGGAUGUGCGCGGGUCUGCCAAUCGGGAGCAUGAUGCAGAGCCACGAAGUUGGAAUCUCACUCGGCGCCAUCAUCGGCAUUCUGGUCGGCGGCAUUGUGGGCAUAUGCCCCUUCUUCCGCAACCUAGAUAUGAACCAGCGGUACAUAAACAAGGAGACGGAGUACCAGAGUUUCAGGAUGCCGGAACUUGGAUCCUUCUCCAGCGACGGAUACCACGGACAUCAUAAUGUGAUGCACAUCCACGCCGCCGAAUACAGAUAG
This is a messenger RNA of Babesia bigemina, 867 nucleotides long. RefSeq lists its product as hypothetical. The coding region runs from base 1 to 867 and encodes 288 amino acids. The record is from RefSeq and is a predicted model, not a curated record. Lineage: Eukaryota; Apicomplexa; Aconoidasida; Piroplasmida; Babesiidae. The transcript has 6 exons.